AUGGCUAAUGAAAUUAAGAAUGAGUCGAAAGCGCCACCAGCUUAUGGCGAAGAAGCUGCCGCCCAAUACGGCUCAAAAUCUCCUCCGUACCAUAACUGGCAGGAGGCUGUACCUGAUACCGCUACUUUACCACCGCCGCCAGCAUUAGGCUUCUUAUCGUCGAGAAACGGGAACGCCUCUGGGGAUGAUGCAGAACGUGCACAUGAAUUUUGUGACAAGUUUCCUCUACAUCUGCCUAUUAAGCCAUCAGCCACUGUGUAUACGUCUGUACAAGAGCAUGAUCUCCGUCCUGUGCUGCCAAAGGAGUUUCAUGGUACCUUUGCCUUUGUUUCUCAGGGCUGCUGGAAGGGAUCUACCAGGGCUAGAAAUGGUGAUACUUUGAUAUCAACAAAUCUUCCACUCUAUUUUCCCACUUUGGAGUCACCUUUCGUCACCGAGAGGGGUAAAACUAUAUACUUCGAAGUCAAACUGCUCGGGCUCUGCGAAGGGCCGGGGCCGGGAGCAGUAUCUACUGAUUCCAGUGGGUUCUCUAUUGGGUUUAUAGCGCAUCCGUAUCCGUAUUGGCGGUCUCCCGGUUGGGAGAGAGGAAGCAUUGGCGUAUUCUCUGACGAUGGAUGCCGUUUUGUCAAUGAUUCAUGGGGCGGUAGAGAGUUCACAAGUGCAUUCGCUGUGGGUGAGACUGUGGGCUUGGGAAUGACGUUUCGUCGCCCUGGCAACUCAAGCACAAAUUUGGAAAGCAAAAUUAAGAAGUGUAGAGUUGACAUCUUCUUUACUCGAAAUGGUUGCCUGGUAGGAGGCUGGGACCUUCACGAAGAAGUUGAUGAAGACGCUGGAAGCAUCGAGGGACUAGAGGGAGACUUCGAUCUUUACGGUGCGAUUGGGUUGUUUGGAGGUGUAGACUUCGAGGUAUGCUUUAACCAGGCAGGUUGGUUAUGGAAGAUAUAG
Messenger RNA from Aspergillus nomiae NRRL 13137, 945 nucleotides. RefSeq names its product SSH4 family protein. The transcript has a single exon. Bases 1 to 945 code for a protein of 314 amino acids. Lineage: Eukaryota; Fungi; Ascomycota; Eurotiomycetes; Eurotiales; Aspergillaceae. The record is from RefSeq and is a predicted model, not a curated record.